Gavialis gangeticus (Gharial) is the source of this 6717-nucleotide messenger RNA. RefSeq names its product protocadherin 19 (gene PCDH19). The coding region runs from base 704 to 3994 and encodes 1096 amino acids. Lineage: Eukaryota; Metazoa; Chordata; Crocodylia; Gavialidae. The record is from RefSeq and is a predicted model, not a curated record. Gene Ontology annotation, molecular function: calcium ion binding. Gene Ontology annotation, cellular component: plasma membrane. The transcript has 5 exons. Gene Ontology annotation, biological process: homophilic cell-cell adhesion.
CCCGCACUAUGCCCGGCGCGGCGGGGCUGCGCUCUGCUCUCGCCAGCCCGCCCUGCGCGCUUGCAUUUGCCUGAGAACUUCAGUGCUCUGGAGCCGCGUCCUGCCGGGCUGCCGCUUCCAGCCCGGCCCGGCCCGGCCAGCAGCGGACGGAGCCGGGAGACGACGGGAGUGAAACUUUCCUUGCCAGAGCCGCCGCCACCAGGCGCCCGCCUCAGGGACAGGUCGAGGCGGAGGAUUACCCAAGCCAGCCCAGCCCAGCCCGCACCUGCCGUCCGGCGCCGGUGCCCGCAGCCCGGGGGUGUCGCCCGCUGGACGCGCGGCCGCUGUCUCCGGCCGUGACUGCGCCGCCUACUCCGGGCUGCUCCGUGAGGAGGAAGUGCCGCCGCCCCCCGCUCGCGGGCCGCCGCUUCUAGUGGGCGCAGCCCAGUCCCCGCGCUAGCGGGCUGGGAGACAUGAGGAGGCCGCCUGGUCCCGGCUAGCCGCUCCUGCCGCUUCCUUCCCCCCCGCUGGGCCCAGGCAUUGCCGCCUUCCAGGCGCAGGGGCAGCCCUGUCCCCGCCGGCCUCGAUGCCCAGGGACGCAGCCGCUUGCCCCCCACGGCCAUCCUCACCCGCGGCUUGGAGAAGCCCGUAGCCCCCUGGCCCAAGGAAGCGCGGCUGCUCCCCCCACGCUUCCCCCAGGCUCGGAAUCAACAGGCAGCUGGAGAUGGAUGUGCUCCUGCUGCUGCUGGCGGCCGCUGCGCUGUGGACCAGGGCCGGGGCCCUCAUCAACCUGAAGUACUCCGUGGAGGAGGAACAGCGAGCGGGCACUGUGAUCGCCAACGUGGCCAAGGACGCCCGUGAGGCCGGCUUUGUGCUGGAUCCACGGCAGCCCGCUGCCUUCCGCGUAGUGUCUAACUCUGCGCCGCACCUGGUGGACAUCAACCCCAAUUCGGGCUUGCUGGUGACCAAGCAGAAGAUCGACCGGGACCUGCUGUGCCGCCAGAGCCCCAAGUGCGUGAUCUCGCUGGAGGUAAUGUCCAGCUCCAUGGAGAUCUGUGUGAUCAAACUGGAGAUCAAGGACCUGAAUGACAAUGCACCCAGCUUCCCCACAGACCAAAUAGAGCUGGAGAUCUCAGAGACGGCCAGUCCAGGCACACGAGUGCCACUGGAGAGUGCUUACGACCCUGACUCGGGCAGCUUUGGCGUGCAGAGCUACCAGAUCACCCCCAAUGACCUCUUCAGCCUGGAGACCAAGAUACGUGGCGAUGGGUCCCGCUUCGCUGAGCUGGUGGUGGAGAAGAGCCUGGACCGUGAGACCCAGUCCCACUACAGCUACCUGAUCACAGCCUUGGAUGGUGGUGAUCCUCCCAACCUGGGGACCGUGGAGCUGAGCAUCCGGGUUAUUGACUCCAACGACAACAACCCGCUCUUCGAGGAGCCGGCCUACACUGUGAGUGUGCCUGAGAAUGCACCUCCGGGCACCCCCCUUCUUCACCUCAAUGCUUCUGACCCUGAUGAGGGUACUAAUGGGCAGGUCCUCUACUCCUUCCACAGCUACGUGUCUGAGCGUGCCCGUGACCUUUUUCAGAUCGACCCCCAGAGUGGCCUCAUCACAGUCAGUGGAGCCAUUGACUAUGAGGAGGGCCAUGUUUAUGAGCUGGAUGUGCAGGCCAAGGACCUUGGGCCCAACUCCAUCCCGGCCCACUGCAAGGUGACAGUCACUGUGCAGGAUGCCAAUGACAACCCGCCCCUCAUCAACCUGUUGUCAGUCAACAGUGAGCUGGUGGAGGUGAGUGAGAAUGCUCCUCCAGGCUAUGUCAUUGCCUUGGUGCGGGUCUCCGACCGUGAUUCAGGUGCCAAUGGCAGGGUGCAGUGCAAGCUGCUGGGCAAUGUGCCUUUCCGCCUGCAGGAGUAUGAGAGCUUCUCUACCAUCCUCGUGGAUGGCCGGCUGGACCGGGAACAGAGGGACCAGUAUAACCUCACUAUCCAGGCGAAGGACAAUGGUAUCCCUUCCCUUCAGGCCAUCAAGUCCUUCACUGUCAAGAUCACUGAUGAAAACGACAACCAUCCCCACUUCUCCAAGCCCUACUACCAAGUCAUUGUGCAGGAGAACAACACUCCUGGGGCUUACCUCCUCUCUGUGUCUGCCAGGGACCCUGACCUGGGCCUUAAUGGCAGCGUCUCCUAUCAGAUUGUGCCCUCUCAGGUCAGGGAUAUGCCCGUCUUCACCUAUGUUUCCAUCAACCCCAACUCUGGGGACAUCUAUGCUUUGCGGUCCUUCAAUCAUGAGCAGACCAAGGCAUUUGAAUUCAAAGUCUUGGCCAAAGAUGGGGGCAACCCAUCCCUGCAGAGCAAUGCCACCGUCAGAGUGAUUGUCCUGGAUGUCAAUGACAACACCCCCGUGAUCACUACCCCUCCCUUGGUCAAUGGGACUGCAGAAGUGUACAUCCCUAGGAAUGCGGGGGUUGGCUACCUAGUGACUGUAGUCAAGGCAGAUGACUAUGAUGAGGGUGAAAAUGGAAGACUAUCCUAUGAAAUGGUAGAAGGGGAUAGAGGAUUUUUUGAAAUAGAUCAAAUCAAUGGAGAGAUAAGGACCACCAGAGCAUUUGGGGAGAAUUCAAAGACCGCUUAUGAGCUCAUUGUAGUGGCCCAUGACCAUGGAAAAACUUCUCUCUCAGCAUCUGCCUUGAUUCUGAUAUACCUGUCUCCAUCUCUGGAUGCCCAGGAAUCCAUAGGAUCUGUUAACUUGUCACUGAUUUUCAUUAUUGCCCUGGGUUCUAUUGCAGCUAUUCUUUUUGUCACCAUGAUCUUUGUGGCAGUAAAGUGUAAAAGGGAUAACAAGGAAAUCAGGACCUACAACUGCAGAAUUGCCGAGUACUCAUAUGGGCAUCAAAAGAAAUCAAGCAAGAAGAAAAAAAUCAGCAAGAACGAUAUCCGGCUGGUACCACGGGAUGUAGAGGAGACUGACAAAAUGAAUGUUGUGAGCUGCUCCUCCCUUACUUCCUCUCUCAACUACUUUGACUAUCAUCAGCAGACCUUGCCUCUGGGCUGUCGCAGAUCUGAAAGUACCUUCCUCAAUGUGGAGAAUCAGAACACAAGGAACACAGGGUCCAACCACAUCUAUCAUCACACCUUCACUGGGCAAAGUCCCCAGCAGCCGGAUCUGAUCAUCAAUGGAAUGCCAUUGCCAGAGACUGAAAACUACUCUUUUGAUUCCAACUACGUUAACAGCAGAGCCCAUUUAAUAAAAAGCAGUUCAACAUUCAAGGACUUAGAGGGGAAUAGUCUCAAGGAUAGCGGGCAUGAGGAGAGUGACCAGACUGACAGUGAACAUGAUGUCCAACGGGGCCUAUAUUGUGACACCGCCGUCAAUGAUGUGCUGAAUACCAGCGUUACUUCUAUGGGGUCUCAGAUGCCUGAACAAGAUCAGAAUGAAGGAUUUCACUGUAGGGAAGAGUGCAGGAUCCUUGGUCACUCAGACAGAUGCUGGAUGCCCCGGAACUCUGUCCCCAGUCGUGCAAAAUCCCCUGAGCGUGGAAGGAACGUCAUUGCACUCUCUAUAGAAGCUACCACUGUGGAUACAGAACCUUAUGAAGACUGUAGUACAAAAAGAACUUUUGCAACAUUUGGCAAAGAAGGGAGCGAACCCCUCACUGAGGAGCGGGUUGUCAACCUGAAAGGCAAAAGAACAGUGGAUCUGCCUGUCUGCAGCCCAAAGGUAAAUGGUGCAGUCCGUGAGGCAGGGAAUGGCUGCGAAGCCAUGAGCCCCGUUACAUCACCCCUCCAUCUGAAGAGCCCCUUGUCUAGCAAACCUUCAGUGUCCUAUAACAUAAUGCACUGCCCAGUAAACCACGACCUGGAGCAAUUUGUAAACAAUGGCCCUUCUCGGCCUAUGGAGGCAGAGCCUAGGGGGGCAGACAGUGAAAAUGUAAUGCAUGAAAUUAACCCACUUCUGCAAGAAUGUAGAGAAAAGGACUCUCCAGGAGUGAAGAGACUAAAAGACAUAGUACUCUAAACAGCACCAUAUAGCAAGGAGAGAUGACACCACUACAAACGCAUACUGUUUUUAAUUUCUGACCAAUGGUUCACAACUUGCUGUAUUUAAAAGCUUUCCCUAAAUGUAUUGUUUAUAAAUGAAGCUAUUGUUAAUGUGACAAUCCCACUUGUUUCUACAGGCAGCAGGGGUGUUCAGUUUAAGCAAAUUAGCUCAUUUUUCUUUUUCAUGGCUGGGGUGGGGCAAAGAUAAGUUCAGUUCAGUUGUAAGAAGUGUUAUGUAUUAAGUAUUUUGAAUUUAUAUAUUUUUAUAUCUCAAAACUCUAAUAUAAAUUACCAUUCUUUGUAAAGGAUUGAAUUGAAAACUUCUCCAGUCAUCUUUACUAAUCACUCUGACAUGGGCAUUUCUUGUGUAUAACUGUUAAAAUAGCAAUUCAGUGACUUUUAAUAUUCAUCCAACAAAGUUGUUUGUACUUUUAAAAUGUUGCUACUUUGCUGUGGACACCCCUGCAUUAAGAAUCCUUUUGCUGUCACAUGCUUAUCUGUACUAUUCUCGUAUUUGAUAUUGCAAAUUAGUAUAUGUCUAGUGAUGGCAAAAGGCUUUUGAGUUAAAACAAAACUGAACAAAAUACCACAAACGUUAUACUUAAAACUUGGGGAAACUGCAAAUUUCAGAGCCAAUGUAGCAAGUGUUUGUCCCCCUUUCCCAUCACCCCUUGCAUCCUACACUGUCAUUCCCAGGGCUACAGAACAUCAUUGCAGAAAGUCAUUUUGGAGAUAGUCUGCCUGGUUUUCCAGUUGUCAGAUGCACUGUGCUGAACAUUUUAUGAUAUCUAUUUCUUUAUUGUAAUUUCAAGCCACCACAUGGAAAAGUUACUUCAGGAGUCCCUAAAUUGAGAUAUUCCCUGUCUCUAAUCAUCUCAAAGUCAAAGCAAUGGAAUUAUUUAACAGAUCUAAAUUAGCAUCUCUGUUAGACACACACGUCAUGAUUGAACAUUUUCCAGUCAUGAUUAUGCUAAAUGAGUAUGUGUGUAUGUAUGUAUGUAUCUCAUCAUGGGAUGGAUUUUAGAGUUGUUAUUUCUUUUUCCCUGCAUCAUAAAUCGGUAUAGAGUAAGCAAUAGCAGAUAUACUUUUAGGAACAGACAGGUGAAAUAUAACAACACUACUAAUCAAAUGAAUGUGCCUUCCACAUGGAGAGAAAAUUAAAGUGAUUCAUAAUUUUUUCUCAUCACUAAGUAUAUAUUUUGUGUGGUUAUGAAUUUGCAUAUAUACAAUUGAUUUUGAAAAGACCAAGUCCAUUCCAUCUACUUGACUUUAACUUGAUUUUAUAGAAUGGAAAGGCAUGAGGAUUUUCACAGAAUUGUAUAUUCUCUACUUCCUUGUAAUGGGUAAUUCUUCAAAUAGGUUUUGAGUGGGUGGGUUGGUAGGGGUUAGUGCAGUAUUCUUAACUCUUCAUAUGACAGAUUUUUCUACCCAAAAUAAUAUUCUGUAGAGAUUAAAAGUUAACUAUGAGGAGGGAAACAAUAAAGACACUGCCAAUAAACUGGAAAUAAUGGUUUCUAGAGAAACAAUCUUUUUAGGUGUCACAUGUUUUGAUAAUAUAUUCAUUACUUUGAUUUAUUUAAAUUAAAAACGUCAACAGGAAAACAGGCUCCAAUUUUUAUUGUCCUAAAAAACAAAUAAGCUCAAGUCAUAUCUUUUCUUUAGAGAAGAUGAAUCAAAUAAAUAUGGUUAAGUUUGAGCUUCCUAAAAUGGGUUCCCAGUUGUUACAUUACCAGUACAUUUUGAAAAUACCCUAUAAAAAGUAACUUCUAAUGUAAUUUACUAGAGCUUUCUUUUCUGGUGUUAAUUACUACCUCAUGCAAGCUGAAUCCUAUGAGCUGUUGUGACUGCAUGUAUCCCUCUAAAACAGAACCAUGUUUCCUUCCUUCUGUUUCCUUCACUGAGAAGUUUGAUUCAUUUUCUUUUAAAUAGUACAUUCUUUUCAUUCUAGUUUUGUUUCAUAUCUGAGUACUGUACUGCUGUCAUUGAAUAUAUAAUUUUUUGGAAAUAGCUGUAUAUGAUUAUAUGAGCAAUAGAGGAAACAGGGUGGUGUGGGGUUUUAUAGAGAUUGCCUAUAAUUACUAGGCUGGGUGUUUUGUUUGUUCUGAUGUUACCUUCUGAUGGCUUUAUCCAUAGGCAUUUAAAGUCUCUUUACUGAGCCACAGGAGGUUCCUUGGUGUCCCUGAUUAGUUAGCUGCAGAAGCUAAUUCUGGUUGGCCUGGUAUAUAAUUUUUGAUAGAAGCAUUUUUGUGUGCAUGUGUGGCAGCAGUAACCGAACCUCAUUCUAUGGUAUCACCCCUCCAACACGCACUUUCCUUGUUCAUAUAGCUCUCAAAAUGGCAAUCCUGCAACUUUUGGCAUGAGGAUGUCUCCCAAACUGUUUUGAUUUGGCCAGCUAAUAAGAUGAGUUGAAGUUUCCUUGAAAUUCUUAAUGACUCUUGAAGAAUGGGAGGAGUUCUUUACAAACCCAUGAGUUUCAUGACUAGAAUUUUGUUACAAAGCCCAUGAAGCCUGUUGUUCCUGUAACAAAUUAGUGAACCUAACAGUUUCAUACAGCCUGUGUUCCUUAACUUCUCCUACAUCUCCAGGUAUACAACAGGUAGAGAUGUAUGUGCUAUGUAUACUUGCCUGGCCUUGCUUCCAUUUAAUCUGGCUCCCUGGCAUGAGAGAGCCUGGAGCAGAGUGCUGGCUGACAUCCAACAC